AGGCGCAGACGACUGAGCCGCGGCCGGGAAGUGAGGCUGCUGGCUACUGGGGCGACUGAAGAAGCUGAGGACCGCAGUGGAUGCUCCGGAUCCCGAGAGCGACAGAGAGAGCGAAUCCAGAUGGGGAGGCCGGGGAGGAGACCGGGAGGCCGAGCUGGGCCUGGUAAUUUGGGGGGACUCUUUCCUUUUCCGAAAGAGGAGCCCAGACGACGAGGUUCAUCUCUCACGAAUCUCAAAGCCAUGCCUAAGGGACCCGUGUCCUUCAAGGAUGUGACUGUGGACUUCACCCAGGAGGAGUGGCAGCACCUGGACCCUGCCCAGAAGGCCCUUUACAGGGAUGUGAUGUUGGAGAACUAUUGCCACUUCGUCUCUGUGGGAUUUCACAUAACAAAGCCUGAUAUGAUCCGCAAGUUGGAACAAGGAGAAGAGCUAUGGGCAGAGAGAGUUUUUCCAAAUCAGAGCUGUCUAGAAGAUGAAGAUGUUUUGGUGAAGUUCAAAGACUGCCAAGACAAGCAUUCUAAAUCCAUUGUAAUCAUCAACCACAAGAAACUAAUUAAGGAGAGAAAUAGUAUUUAUGGAAAAACACUUACACUAGACAAGAACCAUAUUAUUUCCAAAACACUAUUUGAAUGUAAACCUGAUGGGAAAGUUUUGAAAAAUAUUUCAGAAUUCAUUAAUAGAGACAUAAACCCUGUAAGAGAGAAGUUGGGUGACGGUGGAUGGGAGAAAUCAAUCCCAAAUUGCAGGCGUGAGAAAGCUCACCCUGCAGCCUCUCUCCACAAACCAGCGGAAAGGGCCCUGAGUUCCAGACAGCCGGCUCAGCAGCAGAAUACCCAGCUUCCAGAGCAGCCUUUUGGAUGUAAUGACUGUGACAGUUCCUUCUUUACGAGAGGAAUGGUGUUUCCAAAUAACAGAGCUCACAGAGGAGAUGCAAGCCUCAACUACAGUAGAGACGAAAUGCCUUUCGUAGAAAAGCCAGACCUUGAUAUUCAUCCACAUAAUCUUCUGGAAAAGAAAUCCUCUGUGUACAACAAAUACGGGAAAUUCUUUUGCAGAAAGUCCGUUUUUAUUAUGCACCCCAGAUCUCAAAUGGAGAAGCCCUUCCAGUGUCCUUACUGUGGGAACAGCUUUAGGAGGAAGUCCUACCUCAUCGAGCACCAGCGCAUCCACACGGGAGAGAAGCCCUAUAUUUGCAGCCAGUGUGGGAAAGCCUUCCGGCAGAAGACAGCCCUGACGCUUCAUGAAAAGACACAUAUAGAGGGGAAACCCUAUCUCUGUAUGGACUGUGGGAAGUCCUUCCGCCAGAAGGCAACCCUCACCAGACACCACAAAACACACACGGGCGAGAAGGCCUACGAGUGCGCUCAGUGCGGCAGUGCCUUUAGAAAGAAGUCCUACCUCGUCGACCACCAGAGAACUCACACAGGCGAGAAGCCCUACCAGUGCACAGAGUGUGGGAAGGCCUUCAUCCAGAAGACAACCCUCACCGUCCACCAGAGGACGCACACCGGAGAGAAGCCGUACAUCUGCACCGACUGCGGCAAGUCCUUCUGCCAGAAGACAACUCUCACCCUCCAUCAGAGAAUCCACACCGGGGAGAAGCCCUACAUCUGCAGUGACUGUGGGAAGUCCUUCCGCCAGAAGGCGAUCCUCACUGUGCACUACAGAAUACACACAGGAGAGAAGUCCAACGGCUGCUCCCAGUGUGGAAAGGCCUUCAGUAGGAAAUCCAACCUCAUUCGCCAUCAGAAAACCCACACCAGAGAAAAACCCUACGAGUGUAAGGCGUGUGGGAAAUUCUUCAGUUGUAAGUCAAACCUCAUUGCCCACCAGAAAACUCACAGGGCAGAGAAUCCGUAUCAGUGCCCUCAGUGUGGAAACGCGUUCAGAAGGCGGUCAUACCUCAUUGACCACCAGAGGACUCACACCGGGGAGAAGCCCUUUGUUUGCAAUGAGUGUGGGAAGCCCUUCCGCCUGAAGACAGCCCUGAUGGAUCACCAGAGGACUCACACAGGGGAGCGGUCAUAUGAAUGUCCACAGUGUCAGAGUGCCUUCAGGUUGAAGUCCCACCUCAUCCGCCAUCAGAGGACUCACACGGGAGAAAAACCAUACGAGUGCACCGCCUGUGGGAAGGCCUUCCGCCAGAAGACGACUCUCUCCCUCCACCAGAGGAUUCACACAGGCGAGAAACCCUACGUGUGUAAAGACUGUGGGAAAUCGUUCCACCAGAAAGCAAACCUCACCGUCCACCAGAGGACUCAUACAGGGGAGAAGCCCUACAUUUGUAAGGAGUGUGGGAAGUCGUUCUCCCAGAAAACAACGCUUGCUCUUCAUGAGAAAACUCAUAGCGAGGAGAAGCCCUAUAUGUGUAAUGACUGUGGGAAGUCCUUCCGCCAGAAAACAACCCUUGUGGCCCAUCAGAGGACGCAUACUGGGGAGAAAUCGUAUAUGUGUCCUCGCUGUGGGAAGGCCUUUAGAAUGAAGUCGUACCUCGUUGACCAUCACAGAACUCACACUGGAGAAAGACCGUACGAAUGUGACAAGUGUGGGAAGUCCUUCAGUCAGAAGACCAAUCUCAACCUACACCAGAGGAUUCACACUGGGGAGAAACCCUACGUUUGCAGUGAGUGUGGGAAGCCCUUUCGGCAAAAAGCAACGCUCACCGCGCAUCAGAAGAUCCACACGGGGCAGAAGUCCUAUGAGUGUCCGCAGUGUGGGAAAGCCUUCAGCAGGAAGGCUUACCUCAUUCAUCAUCAACGAACUCACACGGGGGAGAAGCCCUACCAAUGCGAUGACUGUGCAAAGUGCUUUCGCCAGAAGACAAACCUCAUUGUCCACCAGAGAACUCACACGGGGGAGAAGCCCUACGUGUGUACCGACUGCGGCAAGUCCUUCAGCUAUAAGAGAAACCUCCUUGUCCACCAGAGGCUUCAUCGGGAAAAUACGGAAAUGGAAUAGGAGAGCCAAUUGGCGACUGUGCAGUCUUCCCGUGACUGGAAGCCUGCCAUUCCAGGAGGAGAAACAGGCUUCCACAUGGCGUAAGUGACUAAUGUUCCACCCUCAGCACUGUUUACUGCUUCCCAGUGUGUGCAGUAGAUACAGGCAUUGUCGAACUGGUCAGCUGUGAAGAUGAUCUGUAACCUUUGGACGGUUCGGCUGACUUUGAAUACUUCAUCAAAAAAUAUUUUUAGUUUUAGAGUUACCUGACCUACACACCAGCCUCCAGGCCAGCCAGCGCUCUAUGGGGGAGACCAUCUCAAAGCAACAACAACAACAACAAAAUGUGUAAUACAUGUAGAAACACGUUAGAAAAUGGUCAUCAGUAUUAAUUCUCAUACGAGAAUAAGAAUGAACCAUCUCGCCGGGCAGUAGUGGCACACACCUUUAAUCCCAGCAUUUGGGAGGCAGAGGCAGGUGGAUCUCUGUGAGUUCGAGGCCAACCUGGUCUACAAGAGCUAGAAAAACAAAACAAAACAAAAAAUCUCAUUGUAUUUUAUAUUAACUAGAUUGGUACAUCACUGCAUGUGUCAUUAAUAGUACAUUAAUUUUAAUAUUUUAUUUAAAGUAUAUUUCUAGUUGUCUUAUUUCUGGAUAUUUAUAUUUUUAAUAACUGUCAUAAAAGUACUGCUAUAUUCUGGUAUAUGUCUUCUGGUGUUUGUAUAUAUGUAUGCAUUUCUUAUUACUUAAUAUCUAACAGUGGAAUUUUUCCAUGCAAUAUGUAGGUCUUUUUAGUUAUGGUAUGUCCUACCAUAUAUCUCAGACCUUCCACAAAAUGAUUUCAUUUUUUUUUUUUUUCCGAGACAGGGUUUUUCUGCAGUUUUGGAGCCUGUCCUGGUAUUAGGCGCUGGGCUCUUCCAGCCCUAAACAUUCACGCUAUUCCAGCUUAGAGUUUCUUCCCUCCAACUCCAACAAGCCCCCAGCCCUUUAACUUCUCUCUCCACUCCGAGAGGUAGACAUGGCAGCUUUGAACACCCGCAAAUGCCUCUGGCUAUUCUCGCUACCACCUGCAAGAUAGGCACUUGACAGUUUAAGGAUUAUUUAAAACAAAAAACAAAAAACUUUCUUUAUACCCAUGGAGUGGCCCAUUUCAGUGGCUUCACCAUGCCCUUACUUACAGAUAAAACUUACUAAAAAGGAACACUGAAGGCUGGGUGUGGCUGCACAGCCUGUGAUGCCAGCAAUUGGGAAGCUGAGGCAGGACUGAUGGCUACAUAGUAUCAAGCUUUUAUUCAAGGAAAUUGCUAUAGUUUUAGGGGUGCUUAUACUCCUCACUUAUUCCUAAUAAGUCCCAGAGAAUUCAUGCGAGAGGAAGGGUUAAUACGCAGAGCAUGAAAACAGUACCUAGACUGGAAUUGUUUCCAUACUAACCAGGUCAUUUCAGGGCAGACCAGUAAUCCAAGAUAUUUGGAACACUGAGGCCAGAGGUUCAUAAAUUCAGAGCCAGGCCAACCAACCUAACAAGACCAGGUCUUCAUGUAAAAAGUACAGUGGAACUAUGGCUAUAGCUCAGUGCUAGAGCAUUAGCCUACCACAUGCAAGGCCCCAGUUUUAAUCACUUAUACCGGCUGAACAUCUGUUAGGGGGAAAAUGGAUCCUGAAAACCCCAAUCUCUGGGGGUUGCUGGUUUUCUUAACCGUGUGUAUGGACUGUUUUGCUUGCAUGCUUGUCUGUGCACCAUGUGCAGUACUCUUGCAAGCCAGAAGAGGGCAUCAUUGCAUGAGAUUUGAGUUACAAACACUUGUGAGCUGCCACAUGGGUGCUGGAGCUGAAACCCAGCUAGUGCUUUUCUGAGCUUCACUCCAGCCCAUUUUCCAGUUUAAAAAUUACUGGGGUCUGUGUGUUGCAUGUUUAUGGAACUCAAGAGAAAACCGUGCUAGUCACAUCUGUCCUCCCACUAUACACCAGUUCUAAAUCUCAGACUGUCAGGCUUGGCAGCAAACGUCUUUACCCAUUGAGCCAUCUCUAGAUUCGUAAACAUAUAUGUACAUGUGCACUCAACAUAUGAAAGUGUGCACACAUGCAUGCUCGCGAACACACACACUACACACACGAGAAAGGAGAAAGACUCAAUUUCUUGAUGGCAUUGAUGCUAUGAAGGCAUCAUUUACCUUCCAAAUGGAAAGAUUUGCAAUAUUGUCUACAUGCUUAUGAUUUCAAAAGCACAAUUUUGUGAUUUCUUAUUUCUAGUGAAUUUAACUGUUUAUUUAAGUGAAUUAAACAUGGGUCUCCAGGGUAAAGCCAGUUUAUGAAUGUAAAGUUACAAAUCGUACAGCUUUCCAAAUCAAACUGCAAUUAUGGCAAGCUAUACCAAGGCAAACACUUUAUGCAUUUCAACACACUGUAAGCAUGGUCCCAGGAACUGGAAAUGCGUAGCCUUAAGCUUUUAAAUUCGAUGUAAGAAUGAGAACAUUUCAAGAUUUCUGGGAAAUAAUACUUUGGUAUAUUUGGAGCAUCAUUAGGGCUUGGCAUUUAUGUUACAUACCAGUUUUUGUUGCAGUUGUUGGUUUUUUUUUUGGGGGGGGGUGGUUUGAGACAGCAUUUCUCUGUGGCUUUGGAGCCUGU
Messenger RNA from Myodes glareolus (Bank vole), 5562 nucleotides. NCBI's taxonomy places the organism in Eukaryota, Metazoa, Chordata, Mammalia, Rodentia, Cricetidae. The record is from RefSeq and is a predicted model, not a curated record.